UCUCUUGAAAUGCAGAAUAUUUUGUUUAGUGGUAAUUUUAACUGUAUCUCAAGCUCAGGAAGACAAGGAGUCAAUGGAUUGCGAAAAGAACUCUGAUUGUUUGACUGAUCGAGGCUACUGCCAUCCCAAAACCAAGAUGUGUUUGUGUAAAAACGGUAGGACAACCUACCCUGUCUGUAAUAUAAACAAGGGAAGUGCCAGGGAUUGUCAACCAAAUUGUUCGGAGGAAGAGUACUGUGAUCUAAGUGAUAAAAAAUGCAUGUGUAACCUGGGAGGUUUCCCUCCGGACUGUAAUGUGAAGAAAUGUGAACCAUUUGAAGUGGAACUCAAUGGAGAAUGUACAUGCAUGUAUGGAAGAAAUAGUGAUGGUGAAUGUAGUAAAUGUAGAGAUGUUUGUGGUAGAAAUGGGGCCUGUACAAAGAAAGGUCGCAAUGCCUACAGAUGUACAUGCAGUUUUGGAGGAGAGUUUCCUGAAUGUGAUCCUAAAAAAAGUAAUGAGGAUAAUUUGAGCCCCUGGGGGCCCUGGUCAAGGUGCUCUAGAUCCUGUGGAAGAAACAGCAGAAGAUUCAGGAGAAGAACCUGCACCCGACGAGGAUCAUGUUCAGGGGAUCCUAAUGAUCAAGAAGAAGAAGAAGAUUGUAUUUUUAACCGCUGUCCCUCCUGGUCUAGGUGGUCUAAGUGUUCAGUAACCUGCGGUGGAGGAAUGAAACUGCGAACACGAGUAUGCCGUGGUCUAGAGGAUUGUGAUGAUGAGGAAAUUGAUCAACGACCUUGCAAAAGAAGAGUGUGUAGAACCCCUGUGAACUGCAACUGGUGUCCAUGGACUAAUGGAAAUGGUAUACAUCCAACUAGAGUAAGAAUACCAAACUGUCCUGCACAAUCCAAUGGUGGAGCUCCUUGUCGCGGGAAAGCCCAACAAAUCCCUUUUGAUCGAUGUGAUCCUAGGAAUACAAUCCAUGAUCUGGGAACUAUCUAUUCACUGGACUAUCAUAGAGGUCCAGAUUGGUAUAAAAAUAGAUUUGAUGUGACUUGUCCUGGGGGAUGUUUUGAAAUGAUCAAGGCUGUUCAUGAUUGCCAUCCUCGCGAGCCUACUCCUGAUGAGAUGAGACGAGUAACUCAACUCUGUAAUGGAAAAGAAAGAUGUCUGUUUGUCCCGGGCGAAGCAUUUUUUGAAAAAAGCAAUCCUCAUUGUUAUUUUGUGGCGUGGCCCGUGGUAUGGUUGCAGUGGAGAUGUAAUGGAAAUGGAAAUAGAAUGAUAGCAAACAAUAAUUGGAUAUAGGUUUAUCUGAAGUCAGAACUAUCUCGGGAUCAACCAUUUAUCGACAAAUUAAAAAGUUCCCCUACUUGGAUAUCGAGAUCAUCCAAUUAAAUUCCGAUAUCUGAUUAUUUAGAAUUGUAUAAAAUUUUAAAGUUGACUUUUUAAAUUAAAAUAUGUUGAAUUGUAAACUGAAGAACAUCGAUCUUUUACUAAUAAAAAUAAGAUUAAGCAUC
Molecule: messenger RNA, 1491 nt
Organism: Eurytemora carolleeae
Lineage: Eukaryota; Metazoa; Arthropoda; Copepoda; Calanoida; Temoridae
Product: SCO-spondin
Exons: 6
Coding region: 74-1279 (401 amino acids)
Source: RefSeq, a predicted model, not a curated record